This is a messenger RNA of Hyla sarda, 2139 nucleotides long. RefSeq names its product oocyte zinc finger protein XlCOF7.1-like. The transcript is spliced from 8 exons. NCBI's taxonomy places the organism in Eukaryota, Metazoa, Chordata, Amphibia, Anura, Hylidae. Gene Ontology annotation, cellular component: nucleus. Bases 208 to 2139 code for a protein of 643 amino acids. The record is from RefSeq and is a predicted model, not a curated record. Gene Ontology annotation, molecular function: RNA polymerase II cis-regulatory region sequence-specific DNA binding; DNA-binding transcription activator activity, RNA polymerase II-specific. Gene Ontology annotation, biological process: regulation of transcription by RNA polymerase II.
GGCAGUCACUGCUGUUGUGUGUGGAGAUCUCUCAGAACAGCAGCCCCUGAUCAUGUGACUCCUCCUCAAUGUGACUGAUCACAUGACGGUGACAUAAUCGCAGGUCCUGUAAGCACACGGCUCCUCUACAGAUACAGGUUUCUCCAAUCCAGGAUCCUCUGCUGAUAUCUUCUAUAUAAGAGAAUUCUCCUGGAUGACCCAUCAACCAUGGAGAGAGACAGGAACAAGAUGGCCGACAGGAUCAUAAACCUCACCCUACAGAUACUCUUCCGGCUUACUGGAGAGGAUUACUCAGUAGUGAAGAAGUCCUCUAGUGGGCGCUGUCGGGCCCCUGUGUGUGAAGGAUGGGGAGGAACCCUGAACCCAAUCCCGGGGCCCCCACCUCAGUCCCUGAUACAUGAGGAAAUGGAUGAACAGAAGAUCCGAGAACUCAUCAACAAGAUGAUGGAGCUAUUGACUGGAGAGGUUCCUAUAAGGUGUCAGGACGUGGCGGUCUAUUUCUCCAUGGAGGAGUGGGAGUAUGUAGAAGGACACAAGGAUCAGUACAAGGAUCAGGUCAUGAUGGAGGAUCAGCAGCCCCUCACAUCACCAGUCAGAUCCAGUAAGAGAACAGCACCAGAGAGGUGUCCCCGUCCUCUUCUUCCACAAGAUGAUCAGGGAGAAGAUCCAAACAAUAUUAAUGCUACAGAGACAGAUGUGAGUGGUGAUGAGCAGUAUAUGAAGAACAUUCCUACAGAGAAAGAUUUGAUCAAUAUUAAUCGUACAGAUAUGAAGGAAGAAGAAGAGAAAGAUGUGAUCGGUGAUGAGCAGUAUAAGUUGGACAUUCCUACAGAGAAAGAUCUGAUCUAUAAUAAUACUACAGAAUUAAGGAAAGAAGAAGAGACAGAUGUGAGCAGUGAUGAGCAGUAUAAAGAGUACAUUCCUACAGAGAAAGAUGUUAACAAUUUUUAUGCUACAGACAUAAAGGAAGAAGAGACAGAUAUGAGCGGUGAUGAGCAGUUUCAGGAGGACAUUCCUACAGGGAAAGAUCUGAACAAUUUUAAUGCUACAGAUAUAAAGGAAGAAAAGACAGAUAUGAGCGGUGAUCAGCAGUACAAGAAGGAAAUUCCUACACGGAAAGAUCUGAUCUAUAUUAAUCCUUCAUAUAUGAAGGAAGAAGAAGAGACAUAUGUGAGCAGUGAUGAGCAGUAUAAGAAGGACAUUCCUACAGGGAAAGUUCUGAUCCAUAUUAAUGCUACAGAUAUAAAGGAAGAAGAGACAGAUGUGAGCGGUGAUGACCAGUAUAAGGAGGACAUUCCUACAGGUAACCACCCAGAUUCUUGUAGCAGGAGAUCAGAGGAGAAUCUUAUAUCUUCAGAUUAUAAAGCAGAUGAUGAUAUCACACAAGAUACAUAUGAAGAACAUUCCAUUAUCCCAGAUACACCCUCAGCCCUUCACAGCCAAGAUCUGUCAUCUCAUCCUUAUAUACAGGUCCUGUCUUCUCAGUCAUCACAGGAUGUUCAGCAAAAUAAAGGUCACAGAAGGGGUGUUGGACAUCAACGAGCUCAUACAGGAAAGAAACCAUAUUCAUGCUCCGAAUGUGGGAAAUGUUUUACUUUGAAAUCAUAUCUUAUUCAACAUCAAAGAACUCACACAGGGGAGAAGCCAUUUUCAUGUGCAGAAUGUGGGCAAUGUUUUACUAACAAAUCAAAUCUUCUUGUACAUCAAAGAACUCACACAGGGGAGAAGCCGUUUUCAUGUUCAGAAUGUGGAAAAUGUUUUAUUCAGAAAUCACAUCUUGUUAAACAUGGAAAAACUCACACAGGAGAGAAGCCAUUUUCAUGUGCAGAAUGUGGGCAAUGUUUUACUAACAAAUCAAAUCUUCUUGUACAUCAAAGAACUCACACAGGGGAGAAGCCAUUUUCAUGUUCAGAAUGUAGAGAAUGUUUUACUCAGGAAUCACAUCUUGUUAAACAUCAAAGAACUCACACAGGGGAGAAGCCAUUUUCAUGUUCCGAAUGUGAAAAAAGUUUUAAUAACAAAUCAAAUCUUCUUGUACAUCAAAGAAGACUCUGCCAUGGCCUCGCCCCCAUUCCACCAAAAUCCCUCCUCAUGUCUCACUCCAACACAAAAAAUAAAAAAUAUCCUCAUCCUCCAUAA